Salvia hispanica is the source of this 1804-nucleotide messenger RNA. RefSeq names its product glycosyltransferase BC10-like. Gene Ontology annotation, molecular function: glycosyltransferase activity. Gene Ontology annotation, cellular component: membrane. The record is from RefSeq and is a predicted model, not a curated record. Lineage: Eukaryota; Viridiplantae; Streptophyta; Magnoliopsida; Lamiales; Lamiaceae.
CUAGCCUUUCUCUACAAGUUUUCACUUUCUAAGCAAAGUUUCUCUUUCUAGCUUCAUUUACACUACUGAAUAAAGUGAUUUGCAAUUGCCGCGGGAUUCUGGUAUCAGCAAUUCCAGCCUCGGAUUUUAUUGAUCUUAGCUCGUCAAGCUUAGCUAAUCACCACUUCUUUGCUAAUCCGUGACUGUUUCACUGAAAAUUUAGAUUUGAUUCACCGUUUUUUUCAAUUUUCCGUCUGAUCACCGAUCUAUUUGCCCCGUGUCAGAGUAAUUUAAAUUCGAAUCGAGUUUCUCCGAUGUUUUGCGUGAAUGGAGAAGAUGCGGCUGAAAUGCAGAGUGAAGUGUGGAGAGAUUGAUUUUUGUUAGUAAAUGAUCUGAACAUUGUGAGGUUUCCGAAUUUGAAAUGCUGAGCCCUAAAUUAGGAGCUCGGUUAGAGCGGAUGAAGCGGAGGUCGAAUUCUGGGAAAUUUCAUCAUAGAUGGAAGCGGAAAUUCUUCGCGUUACUUUUGAUUGCGAUUUGUGUCGCGACGUUUCUGUUGAUGGAAUCGGAGUACAGUAGGAUUAAAAUGCCUCCGUUAAUAUCUCCGCCGCUGCAGAAGCCGAAGAUUGCUUUCCUUUUUAUUGCUCGGAAUCGGAUCCCUCUGGACAUUGUUUGGGAUGCAUUUUUUCAGGCUGACACAGAGAAUAAAUUUUCCAUAUAUGUUCAUUCAAGACCAGGGUUCUUGUUGAAUUCAGCGACUACAAGAUCAAAUUUUUUCUUAAAUCGUCAAGUGAAUGAUAGCGUACAGGUAGAUUGGGGAGCAGCAAGCAUGAUCCAGGCAGAGCGUAUUUUGCUUCGAAGUGCACUGAUGGAUCCUUUCAAUGAGCGGUUUCUUUUCCUUUCAGACAGCUGCAUACCUCUCUAUAACUUCAGCUACACAUAUGACUAUUUAGUGUCAACCCCAAAUAGCUUUGUAGACAGUUUUGCUGAUAAAAGGGAAAGUCGUUACAAUCCAAAAAUGUAUCCAGUGAUUUCUGUUGACAACUGGAGGAAGGGGUCUCAGUGGGUUGUUUUGACCAGAAACCAUGCUAAGGUUGUAGUUGAAGACAAAACUGUAUUCUCUAUAUUUCAGUUACAAUGCAAGAAGAAGCCUCCUGAAUAUUGGCGAGAUCAUCCCAUUCCUGCCGGUACAUCAGCUGAACAUGAUUGUAUACCUGAUGAACACUAUGUUCAAACCUUGCUUACUCUAAAAGGCCUAGAAGGAGAAAUCACAAGAAGGUCACUGACUCACAGUUCUUGGGAUCUAACAUCUUCAAGGGAUCCUCAUAGGAAAGGAUGGCAUCCAGUCACUUACAAGUUGGCCGAUGCUACUUCCAGACUUGUCCAGUCCAUCAAGGCCAUAGAUAACAUCUAUUUUGAGACUGAGUACAGAAGAGAAUGGUGCACUAGCAAGGGGAAACCCUCUCCAUGCUUCCUUUUCGCCAGGAAAUUCACGCGCCCUACUGCCUUACGACUUCUUAAUAUGUCUGCUUUUGGGUUUUCCAAAUAAGCUACAACUUGAGCACAGAUACCACACUGAGAUUGGCAACUGGAAUUCAUACAUGUGAAUAACCUUAGCUAGUGAGUCAUCCAUACUGUUGAAGAUCAAUGUCGAAAAGAGUUGUAUUUGGUGAUGUAAUUGUUGUAACAAAUGUUGUUUUACUAAUAUCUUUCAUAUGUUCCUGUGAGAUGUCAAUAUUAGGUGCAUUCUUAGUUCUGGUUUGUUAGCAUAAGGGGAACCUCAAAUAUUCAGUAAUCUUCAAUAGUAGCCAUCUACAUUUUUAGUUCA